Messenger RNA from Ambispora gerdemannii, 354 nucleotides. Lineage: Eukaryota; Fungi; Glomeromycota; Glomeromycetes; Archaeosporales; Ambisporaceae. The record is from the annotation of a GenBank genome assembly.
GAAGAGGGAGAAAGAAAACAAAAAGAGAAAAAAGAGGCCGAAGAAAAAAAGAAACAAGCAACAGAACAAGCCAAACAACAGGAAUUAAACCAAAAAAGAGAUAAUUUUAUUACUGAAAUCACUACUGCUCUGAACCAAGAACCCAAAUUAACUGAUAACGAACUCAGUUCCCAGUAUCAAAAUUGGCCACAACAAAUAAAUGGUUUGACUGAUAUUCAACAGAUUACCAACCUCCAAGCUAGAUUAUUAGCCGAUAUCCAAGCCCGUCGUCAAGACAAAAAAUCCGCUCAGGAAGUCAAAGAAGACCUCAAAAAAGCCCAAACUGGCACCAAGGAAGAAAAAGAACAGGCUUGA